Perca fluviatilis (European perch) is the source of this 941-nucleotide messenger RNA. Its product is annotated as HLA class II histocompatibility antigen, DR alpha chain-like. Bases 60 to 776 code for a protein of 238 amino acids. Gene Ontology annotation, biological process: immune response; immunoglobulin production involved in immunoglobulin-mediated immune response; antigen processing and presentation of exogenous peptide antigen via MHC class II. Gene Ontology annotation, molecular function: MHC class II protein complex binding. NCBI's taxonomy places the organism in Eukaryota, Metazoa, Chordata, Actinopteri, Perciformes, Percidae. The record is from RefSeq and is a predicted model, not a curated record. Gene Ontology annotation, cellular component: MHC class II protein complex; membrane. The transcript has 4 exons.
GAGUUUCUGUCAGUCGUCCUCAGACUGUUGUUAGUCUCAGACUCGUUCAGCAGUUUCAGAUGAAGAUGAUGAAGAUGAUGGUGGUCCUUGUCUUCUCCGGUCUCCUCUGUGUCUCAGCUGACGACCGACAUGGGAACCUUGAAAUCAGCGGCUGUUCAGACUCUGAUGGAGAGGACAUGUAUGGACUGGAUGGAGAAGAGGUCUGGUACGCAGACUUCAUCAACAAGAGAGGAGUAGAGCCUCAGCCCAGUUUCAUAGAUCAUAUUACCAUCCCAGGAGCUUAUGAAGCAGCUGUGGCUAAUCAACAGAUCUGCAGAUCGAACCUGAAAGUCAUUCUCCAGGCUCUUAAAAACCCUCCAGUGGAGCUCAAUGCUCCUUCCAGUCCGAUGGUCUACACCAAAGAAGCCGUGGAGCUCCGAGAGAAGAACACCCUCAUCUGUUAUGUGACUGGUUUCUAUCCUGCUCCUGUCAUCUUCUCCUGGACAAAGAACGGAGAGAACGUCACCGAAGGAAGCAGCACCAACGUUCCCUACCCUAACAAAGAUGGUUCCUUCAACCAGUUCUCCAGACUGGACUUCAUCCCACAGCUGGGAGACAUCUACAGCUGUACAGUCAACCAUCUGGCCCUGGACCAACCACUGACCAGAAUCUGGGGUGUGACAGCCCCAGAGCCCAGUAUUGGACCUGCAGUUUUCUGUGAUGUUGGUGUGACUGUCGGUCUGCUCGGUGUGGCCGCUGGAAUCUUCUUCUUCAUCAAAGGACACAAGCGCAGCUGAUUGGUUGGGGCUGGUGAUGUCAUUAGGAUGAAGAACGUUGUAAACUAGAGUUAUAUUUAUCUACUGUCUGUCAGGGCUGGACUGGGAAAGAAAAUUGGCCGUGGCAUUUUUGGCCCAGGCGGCCCACACCCACCGUGAUUGGUCAGACACAUUCCCUGCAGACUG